CAGGAGGGGAGGCGUGCGCGGCGGAAGCGCACGCGGAGCCGGCUGGGGCGCGCCUGAGAGCCGCGCUCACCCGCGCCGCCGCCGUCUGGGCUGGGAACCCACGAGGCCUCCGCGCCCUGCCCUCGGAACAAUGGGAGUCGGCUCGCGAGGCUUCUUGGCCGCGCUGGCCCUGGGGGUAGUGCUGGUGAUAGCGCUGCUGAAGAUGGUCGCCGACAGCACGGACCUGGACGGAUCUCAAGGCACAAAGAAGUCUCUGCUUACAGAAGACUCUAAUGCUACCCGAACAGGGAGCACCCCACAGGUGCCUCUCAGCCACACAAAUGAGUCCUCCACCUUGCCCAUGAAACCGUCAUCAACAACUCCAGUUUCCUCAAAGAACGUAACAACCACCACCUUGAAACCCACAGCAAAAUCAUCAGUUCCAGUUUCUUCAAAGAACAAGACAACCACCACCUUGAAACCCACAACGUCUAAAACGACACCACCAGCGAUCUCAACAAACAAGACUUCUACCACUGCAAGGUCUACGCCCAAGAUAACAAGUGCUUCGCACAACACUUCCCGGAUGUCCACAUCCACAGUGACCACAGCCCACAACAGUUCAGUGACUUCUGUUUCUUCACCUGUAACAAUCACAGCAACUAUUAAUUCUAAGGAAAACAAGGGAUCCAGAUUCGAUACCGGCAGCUUUGUUGGCGGUAUUGUACUAACGCUGGGAGUUUUAUCUUUUCUUUACAUUGGAUGCAAAGUGUAUUAUUCAAGAAGAGGCAUUCGGUAUAGAACCAUUGAUGAACAUGAUGCCAUCAUUUAAGGGUUCCGAGGACCAACAGAAAGAAGAAAGACUGAAGCAGCCCAAUUGGUUUUGGUUUAUUAUUAGUUUAAAACAGGAUUCUCUUCUUGAAAAUAGCAUAAACAGGCCACGCAUAUAAUGUACAAUGUAUUGUAUAAAUAUGUAAAGAUUCCUCAUGAUUGCUGAAGGAAAAAAGGGUUUGGUUCGGGGUUUUUUAGUGACCAUGUGGACCGUACAGUUAAUGCAGUGGUUAGAACCACUUCUACAAAAUACACAGCAAGACAAGGCCCGUCCCCUUGUUUUGCAGCAUUAGUUGCACAGGCCAGUGAUUAGAAGACAUCGCCACUGAAGGGCCAUCUGGUCACACAGGGAGCUUGUCGCCGCACUCAGGGUGGUGCCGCCUUUGUUGCUCACACAAAGAGCUUCAGUGCUCGUAAGAGCUGGGUUUAUCCUAGUUACUAAAGUCACAGAGCAGAAUUUAUACAAAUAAGCCAAAUCUUAAGUGUAACUUUAGCUUAGGUGUCUCUUCAGAAAACAUCAAUGUUUCGUAAGUUUAAAGCUUAGUUAUUUGGUUUACAAACAAAACACACACCCUCCCCCACCAAAAAAAAAAAAAAAAGAAAAGAAAACCGGAAACAAUACCUAGGCUUGGCCUGUCAGAAAGCCAUCGGAGAGCCUGCAUUUUUAAAGGCCAUCUUUUGAGCUUUCAGUGGCAGUUGAUAUAAUUACUUUUUUUCCUCUCUGUAAUUUCAGUAAAUUGAAAUGUUUAACGUGAUAAUGUUUUAAAGACUUAGCUGUUAGUAUUAAAUAGAUUUAUGUGCUACUGUGAGAAUACUGUCACCACUGGAAACUGCUUUAUUUCAUAUUCAGCUGUUAAUUUUGUAUUUAGUGAAUAUUUUUCAGAGAUGUACAGCUGCUUUCGGUAUCUAGAAAUGAUUAUGUAGUGUAAACACACCUAACUUUAAAAAAAAAAAAAAAAGAA
Messenger RNA from Camelus dromedarius (Arabian camel), 1772 nucleotides. It is a transcript of the gene TMEM123, whose product is annotated as transmembrane protein 123. Gene Ontology annotation, cellular component: cytoplasmic vesicle. Bases 131 to 811 code for a protein of 226 amino acids. The transcript is spliced from 5 exons. Lineage: Eukaryota; Metazoa; Chordata; Mammalia; Artiodactyla; Camelidae. The record is from RefSeq and is a predicted model, not a curated record.